Messenger RNA from Heterostelium album PN500, 360 nucleotides. RefSeq lists its product as uncharacterized. The record is from RefSeq and is a predicted model, not a curated record. Bases 1 to 360 code for a protein of 119 amino acids. Lineage: Eukaryota; Evosea; Eumycetozoa; Acytosteliales; Acytosteliaceae. Gene Ontology annotation, biological process: mitochondrial respiratory chain complex I assembly. Gene Ontology annotation, cellular component: membrane. The transcript has 2 exons.
AUGAGUGGAAGAACAGCAGUACAUCACUUUAAGAAUCUACUUGAUAGAUUUAAUUUGAGAUCAAAAGAAUUGGUUGGUCAAGAUAAACUUAGCAAUAGAUACUACAAACACUACUUUGAGGGAAAAGAGAAAAGAACUAUAGAGUUUUACGAUGGUGUGCCAAAUCCUCGUAUCAUACCGGUACAAUGGAGCAGUUGGCUAGGCUUUAGAAGAGAUGAUGCACCUUCUAUACUCGAACUAGAGCAAGAGGAAUACAGACAAGAAGCUAUCAAAGUCAAAUCAAAGAAACUAGAAGAAGAAGACAAGAAACUUAGACUUCAGGAGAUAUCUGAAAGAGACAAUAAAGAUAAGAUUUAUUAA